GGAAGGCACGACAAUCUUCAUCUUCUACCUAUAUCAUCACCAUCAUGGCUCCCCGCCUGGCCCGCUCAAGUGUACAAGGCGCCGCUCCUCGCAAUGCGAAGAACAAAAGUCGCAAGCGCAAUCUCGACGCCUAUUCCACCGCGGCGCAUUCCGUCAAACCUGACAAAACCGUGCCGCGACAUCGUCUGGGCGAGAGCGUAGAGGGGGCGCCACGCCAGAAGCGCCGACGCACCGACGACGAUGAGGCUGACGCGAGCGAGGACGACAGUGCGCCACAGAGGAAGUUGCCACGACAGAACGGCAGAGGCAUUGCCGACGAAGACGAUGACGGUGUCGAGCAAGGCAGUGACAGUGAGGGCAAUGAGUGGACGUUGGGUGGGCUGAAGGAUGAUGACGAAGACAGUGAGUUGGACUCCGAUGAAGCGUUUGGGGAGAGUGAUGAGGAGAGGUUCGAGGGGUUCGCAUUUCGAGGGAGCAGUAGUGUGGGAAGGAAGAAGGUCGUGAGAAGGAGCAAGUCUCUAGCGUCUGAUGCUGCAGAUGGUGGGAUUGACCUGGACGAGGGCAGCGCCAGUAGUGAUGGCGAGGACGAGGACGACGAUUUUGGCGACGAAGGUGUUGAUCUCGCUACUAUGCUGGAUGAUGACCCCACUGCGGAAGACGCUGAGGAUGUAGAAGAAGAUGGAGAUGAGAGCGACGGCGCAAGCGAAGAGGACGAAGAAGACGCGCCGUCGGAGAUCGAUGACGAGGGCGAAGCCGACGGCGCGAACGAUGAAGAACGCUAUGCCCGCUUCCGUGACCGGAUCGAGGCAUUAGAUCCAACAAACAAAGAUGACGCGAAGCCAUUACAACCCGCAGAAUCCGGGAUAAUUACAAUGGAAGACUUGCUUGCCGACAUAGACGUCACCCAACGUAAGCAGAUCCUUGCAACCACCAAGCCCAAGCGCAAGUCCCAGCGUGCAGAGCGGCUCACGGCUCCCCUUCCAAAGCGGCAGCAGGAUCGAUUGCAUAGAGAAGCAGCUUCUGAGCAAGCCAAAGAACAACUCGACCGCUGGCGAGAUACAGUCAUUCACAACCGUCGCGCAGAGUUCCUGACCUUUCCGCUCGUGGAUCCGAGUAAGCAGCAGAAUGUGGGCAAGGACAAGUUCAUUGACGGGAAGCCACAAGGCGAGCUAGAAGAGAGUAUCCGCAGGAUAAUGGAAGAGAGUGGCAUGGUGGCCAGAGUUGACGAGAAAAAUCAUGAUGAAGAAGACGAGCUUAUGCGAGCUGAAGAGCUCGCUACUAACGACCUUCCUGUCGAGGAAGUGAUGCGCCGACGUGCAGAGCUGAGGAGGGCGAGGGAGUUAAUGUUUCGGCAGGAGGUGAAGGCGAAGAGGAUCGCGAAGAUUAAAAGUAAAGCUUAUCGCCGCGUUCACCGGAAAGAGCGGGAGCGAUUGGCGGAGAAGGAGAGAUUGCUGCUCCAUCCUGAUGGUGGGGUGGAUGACGAGGAAAGGGAUACGAACGACCGCCGCCGCGCACAGGAGCGCAUGAGUACCAAGCACCGCGACAGCAAGUUUGCGAAGUCGGUCAAAGCUACGAAUCGCACUGUUUGGGAUGAGGGCGCCAGGGGUGGGGUGAUGGAGGAGGCGAGGCGUAGGGAGGAGUUGAAGAGGCGGAUCGCAGGACGGGAGGAGGACGGCGAGGGGAGUGAUGUAUCUUCAGUCUCGGGUGAGGAUGAAGAGAAUGAUGAAAUGGAGAAGCAGCUUCAAAGACUUCAGGAGGGCAGGCAGGGUAUCGGUCAGAGGGGCGUGGGUGGGAUGAAGUUCAUGCGUGCUGCCGAAGAACGAAGGAGGAAAGCGAACGAGGAGGACGUGGAGAGGCUGAGGAAGGAGAUGGCAGUCGAAGACGGAGACGAGGAGGAGUCUGACGGAAAGGUGGGAGAAGAGGGCCUUGGACGGGCGAUCUUUGGACCCAAGGCGAAGAUCAGCCCGGCAGAGAGGCAGAAGGAGAAGAGUCGGGAGAUGGAGGAGGGUAAUAUGUCGGAUGAUGAGGAGAAGGUUGAGAUCGCUGUUGGCGCCGAUAUGGUUGGAGCGUCCCGCGAUGGAGCCGCGAAGCCACUGAAGGGCAUUUUAAGGAAAGGCGGCCAGAGUUCGGACAAGCGAGAGCCACAACGCGCGAGGUCUGUGUGGUUGAAGGAUCCAGCACCGGCGGAUGAGGCGCAGGACGAGCCUUUCGUUUCGGCAUGGCUGACGGAUCCUGCGGCGAAGAAGUCGAAGCGGCGGUCAAGGACUACUGACGAUGGCGAAGCUAUGAUUGAGCUGCUUCCUGCGAACGGGGUUGCUGCACUUGGGCCUCCACCUCAGAAGACAGCGAAGAAGGCUAGCAAAGAACAGAAGUCUGUGCCCACUGGGGAGAAGGAUGGCGAAGUACGUACCGACGGUACGGCCGCCGGAAACACCUCAGGCUGGCAGACCAUUGAACAGACCGGCGAUGACUCUGACGGCGAAGAAGGAGGAGAUGCGAAUCCCGCUCUCACCGCGGACGAACAGAAAGCUUUAUAUCACCGCCAAGCCUUCGCAGGCGACGAUGUACAUCUCGCCUUUGAGAGGGAGAAGGCAGAACUCGUUGCCGAUGAAGACGAGAAAGAGAUCUCGACACAUCUUCCUGGAUGGGGAAGCUGGACAGGCAUAGGUCUUUCCAAGGCCGUGAAGAAGGCCAACAAGCGGCAACUGCACAACCCGCUGUUCAAAACCAAGCUGCCCGGAGGCGUCAGGCCCGAGGAUAGAAAGGAUGCUAAGCUGCCAAACGCAAUCGUCAGCGAGAAGACGGAUCGAAAAGGGAAGAAAUAUUUCGCCCCCGUUUUGCCGCAUGGCUUUGAGCAGGGGGAGCAGUAUGAGCGCAGCUUAAGGGUGCCGUUGGGGCCUGAAUGGACGACCAAGGAGGUCUUUCAGAGGGGAACAAGGCCGAGGGUUGUUGUUAAGAGAGGUGUGGUUGUUGGGCCUAUGGAAAAGCCAAUGGUAUAGCAGCUUGGCUAAGACAUACAAGCAGUCCUCCUU
Molecule: messenger RNA, 3032 nt
Organism: Baudoinia panamericana UAMH 10762
Lineage: Eukaryota; Fungi; Ascomycota; Dothideomycetes; Mycosphaerellales; Teratosphaeriaceae
Exons: 1
Coding region: 45-2999 (984 amino acids)
Biological process (GO): rRNA processing
Cellular component (GO): nucleolus; small-subunit processome
Source: RefSeq, a predicted model, not a curated record